Molecule: messenger RNA, 1815 nt
Organism: Myripristis murdjan (pinecone soldierfish)
Lineage: Eukaryota; Metazoa; Chordata; Actinopteri; Holocentriformes; Holocentridae
Product: interleukin-18 receptor 1-like
Exons: 10
Coding region: 75-1694 (539 amino acids)
Biological process (GO): signal transduction
Molecular function (GO): interleukin-1 receptor activity
Source: RefSeq, a predicted model, not a curated record
GCCACAGUCCGACCUGAGUAAACCAGUGAAGGUCUCUUUGACAGCAGGAUCCUUGGUGUCAGGUGCUGGAAGACAUGAUGCGCGUCGCUCUGCCUCUGUUUCUCCUCUCGCUGUUAUUGAAAGGUGUGUGCCUUUUGACGGUGAGACCCAUGAAUGCCAGGGAGGGUGAGAUUACAGUGCUAAAGUGCAGUCCCGGCCUUAAAAAUGUCACCUGGACCAAUCACACUGCUCAGGAGACGGUUCUGACCAACAGUCUGCUAUCUGGUGGGCAGAGAGAGGGGUCUCUGUUAAUGUAUGGAAGGAUGCUUGUCAUUCUCAGUGUUUCCUUGAGUCAUGAAGGGAGCUACUCAUGCUCUGUCAGGAAUGCAACAGCUGUUUGGUUUAAGUUGACGGUGCGCCCAAGGCUGUCCAAACAUGAUUCAGAGAUGGCCCGACACACUGAGAGGUGCAAUCUUGGCAAGGCCUGCAUUUUAGGAUGCCCUACUGACUUAUAUAUCCCAAUGCUUCAGAGCAGCGGCACUGUAUGGCACAAGGAAGAUGGGUCACUUCCAGCUUCAUUUAAAAACGGUUAUUUCAAAAGUGUAAAUGACCAUGAUCGUGGUGUGUACACGUGUACCAGGUCUUACCUAUAUCAGGGUCAGCUGUAUAACAUGACCUGCACAACAGCGCUGGAUGUGUCUGACAACAAUCAAGGCCUUCCAAUCAUCACCUAUCCACGUAACGGGGAGGUCCUUUAUGUAGAUUUAGGUGCACCAAAGGUGAUUGAUUGUAAAGCUAUUAUGUACUCCGACCUUGACGAGGUGCUGUGGUUAAAAGCAAACGCAUUUUUAGAUCAGAAUGACAGCUUACCAGUGUACUACAACUCUACACCAAAGAUACUAGGUAACCUGACCACAGCAUCUCUAAUCUUCCAUAAAGUGUCAGAGAAGGACCUGUCAUAUAAUUACACCUGUACACUGGACUCCCCCUCCCUGAGCUCCCAUGUCACCAUCAUCCUGAAACAAAGGGCUCGCCCAUUCUCCCUCUGUGUGAUUCUUGGCAUCAUGGGCUUCAUGGUGACGAUGGCCGUGACACUAUCAGUUAUUUAUGUGAAGCUGAAAAUCGACAUUACUCUCUUUCUGCGAGACACUCUUCGCUGCUACAGGAAAACUCCAGAUGGGAAGAGCUACGAUGCCUAUUUAAUGUGUUACGCGAGCAGCACAGGACUAAAUGAAAAGGACAGAAGAUUGCUGGAGGACACUUUGGAGGACGAAUUUGGCUACAAUCUCUGUCUCUUUGAUCGUGAUGUCCUACCAGGGGAAGCUGUAGCCGAGGCUGUGCUGGACUGCAUAGAGCGGAGUCGCAGGCUUGUUUUGAUCCCCAGCUCUCCAGAUCCUGGUCCAGGCUCUGGCCUACUGAGUGCCAUCCAUGAAGCCCUAGUGGAGCGGCAGACUCGCUUGGUUCUGAUCAAAACCAAGACGAAAGAGGAGCUGUGUACAGAGACGAAAGAGGAGCUGUGUACAGAGCUUCAACCGGCUAGCUCUUUACCCGAGGCCUUAAAUCUUCUCAGCAAGACCGGGUGCUCUGUCACCUGGAAAGGCCUGAGCUCCCUGGCCCUCUCCUCCUCCUUCUGGAAGCAGCUACGCUAUCACCUUCCAGCCCCACAACACUUAAAACCCACCACUGUUUCCAUAGACAAUUCAUCAGAUUGUUAGCUCAAAACACUUACCAUGUCAAAAAUAGGCCUUUAUUUUUUUACAUCUCUGGUUUCUGUAUGACAUUGCACUGAUUACAACUGUAAAACUGACUAAAAAAAAAAAAACUGUCAAUGUUAAC